Molecule: messenger RNA, 1484 nt
Organism: Gastrolobium bilobum
Lineage: Eukaryota; Viridiplantae; Streptophyta; Magnoliopsida; Fabales; Fabaceae
Product: extensin-2-like
Exons: 2
Coding region: 2-1234 (410 amino acids)
Biological process (GO): plant-type cell wall organization
Molecular function (GO): structural constituent of cell wall
Source: RefSeq, a predicted model, not a curated record
AAUGGGGUCUCUAAUGGCCUCGGUUACGCUUACCCUUGUGUUAACAAUAAUCUCUAUCACCUUGCCAUCUCAAAUAUCAGCAGAUAACUACAUCUAUUCAUCUCCACCACCACCACCAAAGCCUUACUACUACCACUCUCCACCACCACCAGUGCACUCUCCUCCUCCUCCUUACCAUUACUCUUCACCACCACCACCCCCCAUAAAGCCCUACAAGUACCCAUCACCUCCACCACCAGUUUACAAGUAUAAGUCCCCUCCUCCUCCUUAUAAGUACCCAUCUCCACCACCCCCGCCAUACAAGUAUCCAUCUCCACCACCCCCAGUUUACAAGUACAAGUCUCCACCACCACCAUCACCAAAGAAGCCAUACAAGUAUCCAUCUCCACCACCACCAGUAUACAAGUACAAGUCUCCUCCUCCUCCCUACAAAUACCCUUCACCGCCUCCACCACCACCAGUUUACAAAUACAAAUCCCCUCCUCCACCACCUAAACAACCAUACAAGUAUCCAUCUCCUCCACCACCAGUUUACAAGUACAAGUCUCCUCCUCCUCCCUACAAGUACCCUUCACCCCCUCCACCACCAUACAAGUACCCAUCUCCACCACCCCCAGUUUACAAGUAUAAGUCUCCACCACCACCAGUUUACAAAUACAAAUCUCCACCACCACCAGUUUACAAGUACAAGUCUCCUCCACCACCAGCAAAGAAACCUUACAAGUAUCCAUCUCCACCACCACCAGUAUACAAAUACAAAUCUCCUCCUCCUCCAUAUAAGUACCCCUCACCUCCUCCUCCACCAUACAAGUACCCGUCUCCACCACCCCCAGUUUACAAGUACCAAUCUCCACCACCACCAGUCUACAAGUACAAAUCACCACCACCACCAGUUUACAAGUACAAAUCUCCUCCACCACCACCAAAGAAACCCUACAAGUACCCAUCUCCACCACCCCCAGUUUACAAGUACCAAUCUCCACCACCACCAGUCUACAAGUACAAAUCACCACCACCACCAAUUUACAAGUACAAAUCUCCUCCACCACCACCAAAGAAACCCUACAAGUACCCAUCACCUCCACCCCCAGUUUAUAAGUAUAAAUCUCCUCCUCCUCCUGUUCAUUCACCACCACCACCACACUACAUUUAUGCAUCACCUCCUCCUCCAGUCCAUUCCCCACCUCCACCACACUACAUCUAUUCAUCACCUCCUCCUCCUUACCACUACUAGAUAGUGGUUUAGCGUAGCAUCUCAUGGAUUUGACGAAUAUGUGAGAAUAAAGAAAGAUGUGGACAGCAGGAAGAUGCACUUCGCAAUUACCCAAGGAAAACAACGGAAGCAAAGUUUCCGCACGUUUUGUCUUUCAAAGAAAAUGAAGUGUCACUCCUUUUCUUGUCGUUUGUUUAGUUUAUGAAUUACUGUUGUGUAUUUAGACAGCUGUAAGCCACUGCUUCGCUCUUCUGUCAUUCAAUAUCACAUU